AUGGACGAUUUCGCUCCCCCAGCUGGUCCGCCUCCUCCCAAGGCCCCCGAUGUCCCUGCCGGAUGGGCCGCAAGAUGGAACGAACAGUACAAGGAAUGGUUCUAUGUCAACAUCUACACAAAACAAUCCCAAUGGGAAAAGCCCACUGCUCCUGUCUUCCCCAAUGAUGACGGCGCUCCCCCCGGCGCUCCUCCCGGAUACGAACAAGGCAAUGCGUCCGUAGUUACCGACACCAAGAAGAACCCCUAUGAGGACGUUACAGCUGGCCCCGGAGGAUCAUCUCAGGAUGAAGACGCCAAGCUGGCUGCUCGACUUCAAGCCGAAGAAGAUGCGCGCGCGCGCAGUGGCCCUGGUGGCCCUGACGUCCCCGCUGGAUACGGUGGCUCAAGUAGCCCGUAUCCUCAACAACAGCAGCAAGGCGGCAGCAGUUACCCUUCAGAGCUCCCCCCUAGAGACCGGGGUGCUAAGAGCAGCGGUGGUGGUGGUUUCCUAGGGAAACUGAUCGGCAAGGGCAAGCAAAUGGCCGAUAAGCGCCAGCAACAACAGGGAGGUUAUGGCGGAUCUCAUGGUGGUGGUGGUAUGGGUAUGGGUGGUGGCUAUCCUCAGCAGCAGUACUACCCGCAGCAAUCUCAUGGUGGCUACCCCGGUCACGGUCCCCCUAUGGGCUACGGUGCUCAACCUCAUUAUGGUGGUGGUUACGGCGCACCGGGUGGAUAUGGCGGCUACGGAGGUGGUCCUGGAUACGGUCCUCCAGGAGGCGGCUUCGGUGGUGGCAUGGGAGGUGGCCGCAGACCGGGAGGUGGAGGAGGUAUGGGCAUGGCUGGAGGCGCCGCUCUCGGUGCCGGUGCCGGUCUGCUCGGUGGUGCUAUGCUGGCGAACUCAUUCGAUAAUGAUGAGCAAGACGCUUACCAGGACGGUUUCCAGGACGGUGCCGAUUUUGAUGGUGGUGACGACGGCGGUGGUGAUGAUUAA
Fusarium coffeatum is the source of this 972-nucleotide messenger RNA. RefSeq lists its product as uncharacterized. Gene Ontology annotation, molecular function: protein binding. NCBI's taxonomy places the organism in Eukaryota, Fungi, Ascomycota, Sordariomycetes, Hypocreales, Nectriaceae. Bases 1 to 972 code for a protein of 323 amino acids. The transcript has 3 exons. The record is from RefSeq and is a predicted model, not a curated record.